Molecule: messenger RNA, 1588 nt
Organism: Magnolia sinica
Lineage: Eukaryota; Viridiplantae; Streptophyta; Magnoliopsida; Magnoliales; Magnoliaceae
Product: magnesium transporter MRS2-1-like
Exons: 5
Coding region: 21-1403 (460 amino acids)
Biological process (GO): magnesium ion transport; transmembrane transport
Cellular component (GO): membrane
Molecular function (GO): magnesium ion transmembrane transporter activity
Source: RefSeq, a predicted model, not a curated record
UCCCCGUCUCCGUCGCCAUCAUGACACGUACAGACUCCUCUUUUCACUCUGUCUUCAUUCGGGAAUUUCAUCAAACGCCUUCCAUGGCGGACCUCAGAGACCCUCUCCUUCCUCCAAAACCCUCAUCUUCCUCCACAAACCAUACAAAUCCCCAACCCUCCUCUCGAUCAGCUGCCUCUUCCCGCCCUCCUCUCUUCCAAGGCCUUGACUUCCUCGGCCUUAAGAAGCGCGGCCAGUCCCUCCGCUCAUGGAUCCGCGUUGACUCUUCCGGCGCAUCGCAGCUCAUCGAGGUAGACAAAUUCACUAUGAUGCGCCGCUGUGACCUCCCUGCCCGCGAUCUCCGCCUCCUUGAUCCUCUCUUUGUCUACCCUUCCACGAUCCUCGGCCGCGAGAAGGCCAUCGUUGUCAACCUCGAGCAGAUUCGGUGCAUUAUCACUGCCGACGAGGUGCUGCUGCUGAACUCGCUGGACAACUACGUGCUUCAGUAUGUCGUUGAGCUGCAGCGGCGGCUGACUGACGGCGGGGAUUUGAGCAGGAGAAGGGCCGGGGCAGGUUACGAGGCUGGCCUGUUCGGCGACAGGCCAUCGCCUGACUAUCUCCCGUUUGAAUUCCGCGCGCUCGAGGUGGCACUGGAGGCUGCAUGCACGUUUCUUGAUGCUCAGGCAGCAGAACUAGAAAUUGAAGCAUACCCGUUGUUAGAUGAACUGACAUCGAAGAUCAGUACCUUGAACUUGGAACGUGUUCGUCGGUUGAAAAGCAGACUUGUCGCUUUGACUAGGAGAGUUCAGAAGGUUAGGGAUGAGAUAGAGCAGCUAAUGGACGAUGAUGGUGAUAUGGCCGAAUUGUAUCUCACUGAAAAGAAGAUGAGGAUGGAAGCAUCAUUUUAUGGUGAUCAGUCUGUGGGAUACGGCUCGGCUGGGCCGGGACUAUCUGUUUCAGCUCCAGUUUCCCCCGUUUGUUCACCGCCCGAAACACGGAAGCUUGAGAAGAGCUUGAGCAUUGCAAGGAGCAGGCAUGAGAGCAUGAAGGGCUCGGACAGCAUGACAGAGAAUAUAGAGGAGCUGGAGAUGUUGUUGGAAGCAUACUUUGUGGUCAUUGACAGUACCCUCAACAAACUGACAUCGUUGAAGGAGUACAUUGAUGAUACGGAGGACUUCAUCAACAUUCAGCUGGACAACGUCCGGAAUCAGCUGAUCCAGUUCGAGCUGCUGCUUACAACUGCAACAUUUGUUGUCGCCAUCUUUGGGGUGGUUGCGGGUGUCUUCGGGAUGAACUUUUCAAUACCGUUAUUCGAUGAUGCAGGUGCGUUCAAGUGGGUCCUUAUAAUUACUGGAAUAUCCGGUGUCAUUAUUUUCUGCUCUUUUCUGUGGUUUUUUAAGUACAGAAGGCUCAUGCCAUUGUAGAUAAAACCGUACAUAGCCGUUCAGUGAAUGAGGUGGGGAAAAAAAGUAGAAGUUUCUCAUUCUCUGUCUUUUGUGCAUCUAUAGAUUAAUUCGAUAUUUACAAUAGGGCGGCGGCUCUUAUUUUAAUUACCCCUUCUUGUAAAAAUCUCCAUUUUGCAGUUUUAAUCCAAAGGGUUUGGGAAAUA